GGUACAAAAUGUUACUGUGCAAUUUCAACCAACACACCGAAAAGUUACCGCACACGAAUGCAAUCGUUUGUACGAGACCAUGUUGACGACUCAGCUGGGCAUUUCUGUCCAGAAGCAGCAGGAGUUUUUUGAUUGUGUGAAACAGUUGCAGUCAUUUACCAGUCAUUUUUUUCUAGUUCUUUAUUGCUCCAUCUAUGUCAUCAUGGCUACGGCAGUCCUGAUGAUAUUCUACGAACAACAAAUCGAUUCCUGUUUGACGAGCAUGGUGGAAGUAGUAUUUUUGUUACUACAAAGUUGGUUGAUCUGCGACAAGAUCGAAAACCUUCAAAACACGACCAAUCGAAUGGGAAGCAUCGUAUUUUGUUUACCAUGGACAACAAAACUUGACUUGUAUGGCUUGAUAAACCGUGGAAAGGUUCAGUCCUAUUUGUUGAUUAUAUUACGAUGCCAACGUAGGAUGGAUUUUACCUGCGGAGGAUACUUCGAUAUGUCUAUGGAGAAUUUUUCCUACCUAUCGCGCAAGAGCGUCUCUCUGUUGAUGUUCCUGUUGAGUUUUAAGAAAUGAACGCUUGAAUCUUACUCGUAAUAGACCGAUUCCACCGGAAGUGGAAUUUUUUUAUAAAUUGCAUAUUUUAUUCGGCUUAAAUUUUGCAUACGCAUUCUAUAU
This is a messenger RNA of Malaya genurostris, 667 nucleotides long. RefSeq lists its product as uncharacterized. Gene Ontology annotation, molecular function: odorant binding; olfactory receptor activity. NCBI's taxonomy places the organism in Eukaryota, Metazoa, Arthropoda, Insecta, Diptera, Culicidae. The coding region runs from base 80 to 565 and encodes 161 amino acids. The record is from RefSeq and is a predicted model, not a curated record. Gene Ontology annotation, biological process: sensory perception of smell. Gene Ontology annotation, cellular component: membrane. The transcript is spliced from 2 exons.